AGUGUCGUGUUGUUGUGCCCACGCGCUUCUCUCUGGUUCCUCGUGUUGAAGCAGUAACACGCGGAUUCGUGCGCACACACUCGAGGAAGAAGCUGAGGAUCAUGGACAUGAAGAAGAGGGUCUCCUUGGAGCUGCGACACCGGUCACCCACAGAGGUGCAGGAGCUGGUUCUAGACAACUGUCGCUCCAGCGAAGGGAAGAUCGAGGGCAUCACGGAGGAGUUCUCCAACCUGGAGCUGCUGAGCCUCAUCAACGUGGGCCUGACCAGCGCCGCAGACCUCCCCAAGCUGGACAAGCUGAAGAAGCUGGAGCUCAGUGACAACAGGAUAUCGGGCGGCCUGGAGGUCCUGGCCGAGCGACUGGUGAAUCUAACGCACCUCAACCUCAGCGGGAACAAGUUCAAAGAUAUCAGCACCCUGGAGCCCCUGAAAAAGCUGCCCCAGCUGAAGAGUCUGGAUCUGUUUAACUGUGAAGUGACGAACUUGGCCGACUACCGAGAGUCCAUCUUCAAGCUCCUCCCCCAGCUCACCUACCUGGACGGCUACGAUAUCGACGACUGCGAAGCGUCCGACUCGGACGGCGAGGGGGACGGCCUGGAGGACGAAGAGGAGGGAGACUCAGAAGACUUUGAGGAAGAGGAGGAGGACGAUGAGGAGGACGUUGUGGCGGUUGAAGAUGACGAUGACGACGACAGCGCUGACGAAGAGGAAGGGGAAGUGAACGGAGACGUGGACAGUGAGGACGAUGACGAGGAUGAAGACGAUGAGGACGAAGAUGACGAGGACUCGUCUCCGGCCAAAGGAGAGAAGAGGAAAAGGGACCCUGAGGAAGAUGAGGACGACGACGAUGAAGAUGAAGAUUAAAGAUCCAAAGACUCUGCAAACCCGCUGACCUCUUGCCCCCCCCCCCCCCCACUCGGCCGACUCCUGGGCUGCGUCCCUUUUCUGACACUGGUCUCCUCCUCUGGGCUCUCGUCAAUCUCGCAGAUCGAAACAACCUCCGAUAACUGGACCUGAUCAGGGUUUUGUCCUGGUCCCAGUUUUUUAGACCUCAUCCCACAGCUUGACUCUUAUAAUAAAAUACAAUUAAUCAACUAAUUUCACCGUUAAUCUGAUCUAAAGUUCUGAUAAGAACCCGCAAGAACUUUCUCUGAGGAUUUUUACUUCCUGGCGUCUUUUCACAUUUAUCUAAAGUUUUUUAUGAAUUACGGGUUCACCUGCAGCUCAUUUGUCACAUCACUCGUUUAAAACGUUUAUUUAAACGUCUUGUAGAAGCUGAAUCAGAUAUUUUAUCGUUUUCUGCCUUUUUGUUUGACAAAUAAAGUGAUUAUCACAAUUGCUGCAGAUUAGUACUCUGAUCAACUAAUUGAUUGAGUCCAUCGAGCUCGUCUGAGGAUCCAGAGCGUUUCCUCUGGGACGACUUUAUUUUACAAACCGCAGCUGAACACGGUUAAAUCUGAAGUGUCUGCAGGAAACGAGUUUCGUCUUUUUCUCAGAAUAAAAAAACCAAACGGAACCGAGAGCUGCAUCUCGGCAGAAAUCCUCAGGAAGUGAUGUCACUUUUAGCUCCGCCUUUGUUUUUCUAUUUUUCCAGAGCUCAAACCUCGGUCACAUUUCCUAAUUACUCCAUUUUCUGACGUUUCCUCGUCGGUGACGUUUUUCUCUCGCUGUCGUCUAGAAAACGAGAAAUCACACGUUCGGGUUGUUUCUCUGGAGCAAGGGCUCAUGGGAGGUAACGGCACUUUUGGGAUGCACAAAAACAACCUCCCUUCUUUCUCGUCCUCUCACCUUCCAUCCGUCCCUCUCUGACAUCAUCACGCUUUGUUCUGUGAUGUCACUGAUGGACACACCCCCACCCCGCUCUAUUCCCCCGAGGCCGAGCGCGCUCAGGGCAAACUGUUCUCUCUCUCUCUCUCUCUCUCUCUCUUUGCCAACAGAGCUUUUUAAAAGAAAUAUUUUUUCAGAGAAAUUGUUUUGUUUGAUUUUGUACGGUUGUCUGGGGACACUCUCUCUCUUCAUCUCUCUCUCCCUCUCUGCCUCUUUUCUUUUCUCUCCAGGAGAGAUCCAGUCGUUCCUUCAUACUUACACUGACUAGUUGAAUUUGUGUUUUUUUUUACUUUCUGUAAGUUAAAGGAAAAAACUAAUAAAAAAACAAAAAGGACUUUGUAAAUAAAAUCUUAACAUUUUG
Platichthys flesus (European flounder) is the source of this 2187-nucleotide messenger RNA. Its product is annotated as acidic leucine-rich nuclear phosphoprotein 32 family member D-like. Gene Ontology annotation, molecular function: histone binding. The transcript has 7 exons. Gene Ontology annotation, biological process: regulation of apoptotic process. Bases 102 to 863 code for a protein of 253 amino acids. NCBI's taxonomy places the organism in Eukaryota, Metazoa, Chordata, Actinopteri, Pleuronectiformes, Pleuronectidae. Gene Ontology annotation, cellular component: nucleus. The record is from RefSeq and is a predicted model, not a curated record.